AUGGCAGAAGAAAAUGACCAGGCGCUCGUCGCGCAAUCGAGCGAAGUCGCCGCACCAGCACCCAAAAAAGUCAAGAAGAUCAUUCGCAAGAAACGCCCAGCGCGUCCCCAAGUCGAUAGCUCUUUUAUCACCUCAGAGCCUCCUCCUCAAACUGGUAACAUCUUCAAUAUAUGGUACAACAAGUGGUCUGGCGGCGAUCGCGACGAUAAGGCCUCGAGCCAAACUGCUGCAAAGGGCAGAUGCAUCGUUGCGAAGGACAGCGGAUACACCAAGGCUGACAAGAUCCCCGGAUCCUACUUCUGCCUCUUCUUCGCACGCGGCAUCUGCCCCAAGGGCCAGGACUGCGAAUACCUGCACCGCUUACCCGGGAUCCAUGAUAUGUUCAAUCCGAACAUCGAUUGUUUCGGCCGCGACAAGCACUCGGACUACCGCGACGACAUGGGAGGCGUCGGUAGCUUCAUGCGCCAGAACCGGACUAUAUACGUCGGACGGAUACACGUGACGGAUGACAUCGAGGAGGUGGUCGCGCGACACUUUGCAGAAUGGGGACAGGUAGAGCGCAUCCGGGUUCUUAACACGCGCGGCGUGGCCUUCAUCACAUACUCGAACGAGGCGAAUGCGCAGUUCGCCAAGGAGGCGAUGGCGCACCAGUCGCUCGACCACAGCGAAAUUCUGAAUGUGCGGUGGGCGACGGCGGAUCCAAAUCCGAUGGCACAGGCAAGAGAGGCGCGGCGGGUCGAGGAGCAGGCUGCGGAGGCUAUACGAAGGGCGCUGCCGGAGGCAUUUAUUGCCGAGAUUGAGGGCCGGGAUCCGGAGGCGCGGAAACGGAGGAAAAUUGAGAGUAGCUUCGGUCUGGAUGGGUACGAGGCACCGGAUGAUGUUUACUUCGCCAGGGGAUCACAGGCCGUAAAUCCGGUGGGGAGAGCAGGCUACGAGUUAGAGCACGAGCAACGGCUCAUGAAUCAGAACGGAGAGGUGGACGGAAACGGCGAUAGAGGUGCGCUGCCGGCUAUUGAAGAGAGGAAAGAAGACGGUGGUAUAUUCUCCAGUAGCACGCUGGCUGUGUUGAAGACGGCGAACGUCUCGGCAGCACCGAAGAAGGCGCCAGCCGCAUCUUCAGGGCCCUUAGUGGCAUAUGACAGCGAUGACGAUGACGAGUAG
This is a messenger RNA of Pseudomassariella vexata, 1161 nucleotides long. Its product is annotated as RNA recognition domain-containing protein. The coding region runs from base 1 to 1161 and encodes 386 amino acids. Lineage: Eukaryota; Fungi; Ascomycota; Sordariomycetes; Amphisphaeriales; Pseudomassariaceae. Gene Ontology annotation, cellular component: U2-type catalytic step 2 spliceosome; U2-type catalytic step 1 spliceosome; Prp19 complex. Gene Ontology annotation, molecular function: pre-mRNA binding; metal ion binding; U6 snRNA binding. The record is from RefSeq and is a predicted model, not a curated record. The transcript has 2 exons.